Sclerotinia sclerotiorum 1980 UF-70 is the source of this 420-nucleotide messenger RNA. RefSeq lists its product as hypothetical. NCBI's taxonomy places the organism in Eukaryota, Fungi, Ascomycota, Leotiomycetes, Helotiales, Sclerotiniaceae. Gene Ontology annotation, molecular function: transcription coregulator activity. The record is from RefSeq and is a predicted model, not a curated record. The coding region runs from base 1 to 420 and encodes 139 amino acids. Gene Ontology annotation, cellular component: mediator complex; core mediator complex. Gene Ontology annotation, biological process: regulation of transcription by RNA polymerase II. The transcript is spliced from 3 exons.
AUGGCGGAUCAACAGCAACCACAGCCAAACUCAAUCGCACAGGUUCCUCCAGGUCCACCAUUAUUUUGGAAACGAUUUACACCUGAAAACAUAGAACGCAUAGAGAAACUGCGCGCUGAGAAAAUUUCAAACUACAAGAUCGCCGAUAAUUCAACCUACAAACUUCCUCCCCGCAUUCCUGAUCUUCCUACUGAAUUAAGAUACCUUCAACCGCCAGAACCACCAGCAACUGGAGCCUACAGAACAUUUGGACAGGUCCAAACAAUCGAAAAUGACAUUCCCCCUCUUGAGGGCGUUGAACAGCUAUACACACCACCCGGCACACCAACAGGAAACGCAAAGCAUGAGGAUCGCAAAUUGAUUCUUAAACGUUUCGCAAAGUCAUUACUAUUGAAUUUCCUAGAAUUGGUUGAGCCAUGA